UAUCGAAGUUCGUGUUCCAAUGCAUCGGUUAACAUCGCGCAUCCUAAUUUCAGCCAUUCGCAUUUCAACCAGUUCUGAUAAAAUUAAAUCCAUCUAAUUUAUACUAUCUCGUGAACUAAACAAUUCGUGCUUUAUUAACUAAAGUGCGCAUUUGUGAAAUUCGUGAGGAACUAUAAGUUAGGAAUAAAACCGGAAUAUAGCAAAGUCUAUAUCUAUAUGUGCAGUGUGCCAGUUCACAAUAUGUAUAAGUGCUAUUUAUAUUUCCGAAAUAAUAAUUGGGUUUAAAUCUAUUUGUAGCUUUUGACGCAGUAUUAAAAGAAAAAUAUUUCGGCUAACUUCUUGAAUGCGAAUUCAUAAAAAUUACCAUAUUUGUUUUGUGUUAUUGUGGACUUUUGAAGUAUUGAAUCAUCAUUCAUCACGAAGUACGAGUUAAUUCGUUGUAGAGUUGAGUUAGGGAAUCGAAUCCACUUUGUGGACGGCAAGAAGGAAAGAGUAAAAAGGAGCGAAGAAGCAACUUGCCGUUGUCAAAUUGUAUUGGAUAGUGUCGUGUCGCUUGUUUGUGUGAUUCGUAUAUUCAGUCGUCGGUUAAUUUUCAUUCGUGCGGUUGUCUCCGAGUCGGUAGUUUGUGUCUGUCUAUUAAAUUGGAAAAAUUGCAUACAAAAAAGCAAGUCUGAUAUUUUGCUUUCUAUUAGAAAUUGUCCGAAUAAAUAAUUUGGAAAAUACUACUGAUUUUUUGUUUGCUCCGUGUUAAUAAAAGCCGUCAAAAUUGAACCCACGAAGAUUGACGAGACUUUUUCCUCCUCUUCGACUGCGAUGGAGGAUAAAGCAACAACAAAAGAUCUGGAUCAAUGGAUUGAGCAGUUAAACGAAUGCAAUCAAUUGACGGAAACACAAGUUCGAACCUUGUGCGACAAGGCGAAGGAGAUCCUCUCAAAGGAAUCAAAUGUCCAGGAGGUGAAAUGUCCAGUCACAGUGUGCGGAGAUGUACACGGACAGUUCCAUGAUUUGAUGGAAUUGUUCCGGAUAGGUGGUAAAUCGCCUGAUACAAAUUACUUAUUUAUGGGUGAUUAUGUUGAUCGUGGCUACUAUUCGGUGGAAACCGUCACUUUGCUGGUAGCAUUAAAGGUUCGUUACCGAGAAAGAAUUACAAUUCUGCGUGGCAACCAUGAAUCGCGACAAAUUACGCAAGUUUACGGAUUCUACGAUGAAUGCCUGCGAAAAUAUGGCAAUGCAAAUGUUUGGAAGUACUUUACUGAUUUAUUUGAUUACUUACCAUUGACGGCAUUGGUCGAUGGACAAAUAUUUUGUUUGCAUGGCGGUCUCAGUCCAUCUAUCGAUAGUUUGGAUCAUAUUCGUGCUUUGGAUCGUCUUCAAGAGGUGCCACACGAGGGCCCCAUGUGCGACCUACUAUGGUCUGACCCUGACGAUAGGGGCGGCUGGGGAAUUUCACCACGUGGUGCCGGCUACACAUUUGGUCAGGAUAUUUCGGAAACGUUCAACAAUACAAAUGGACUGACACUGGUAUCACGCGCUCAUCAGUUAGUCAUGGAAGGAUAUAAUUGGUGCCAUGAUCGAAAUGUUGUUACAAUAUUCUCAGCGCCAAAUUAUUGCUAUCGCUGCGGCAAUCAGGCGGCUCUAAUGGAAUUAGAUGAUUCACUGAAGUUUUCAUUCCUACAAUUUGACCCAGCACCUCGUCGUGGUGAACCUCACGUUACACGAAGAACACCAGAUUAUUUCCUAUAAGAGAAUUCUUCACACAUUUACAUAUAUUAUACAAACAUUUAUAUAAAUGCAAAAAACAACAGAAAAACAACAAAUACAAAAUUAUUUAUAUAAAUUAAACUCCAACCAUACGAAAUGAUGGAAACAAUAAAAACUAAGUAAAGUGAAUGUAGUUGAAGUGAAAGGAUAUAACUGGAAAGUAUAACACCACAGCUAUCAGCAACGAUAAAUAUUUGCUUGCCGAAAUAGGAGCGGCACUAACAAGAUAUCUUGUAAUAUAACAUCAGAUAAAAAAAAAACAUAGAAGUAUGUUUAUUUACUGGCUUUAGUUAUGGCUUGCAAAAGGCAGUCAAAUACGAGAAAAUUUGUUAAGGGCAAAUCUAAAGGACAACAUACAUAGUCCACUCUUUAGUUAAAUUUAUAAAAGAUCCGCUGGUACAGACUCACACCCAAUUAUCAAUUAACCAUAACAACUAACGCGACGUGAUCAGCGCUAAAGAGAGGCACGCGGAGGAUAAAAAAAUAAAUUUAAUCAAAUAUUCAUACAAAAAACCCUAAGUAAUGCAAUGAAGCCGAUAAUACACAUAGAAUACAACAAUUAAUAACAUAAAUUAUAAUUUAUUACAAAAAAGUUAAAUUAAAAUUUGUAAGAUUGAGAUAACUUCUAGAUAUCACAACUAGACAUAGCCUUGACGCCCAUUUAACUUGUUCAAGGGUAAAUAGGAUCGUUACAUUUAAAAAAAUCAACAAAUGCUAGCAAAAAAAUCUAUGCAUCUUUAAAAAAUUAGCUAAAACAUAGCGAGGUGGCGUGGGCUUGCAAUCUACAAUACAAUCGGAACUGGAACAGAACUGACUAGCGAACGCAAGAUAAACGACAAAGAGUUUGUAGCGUGUAGGGCUUUACACAAAACACAGAUGCAUAUAAA
Rhagoletis zephyria (snowberry fruit fly) is the source of this 2648-nucleotide messenger RNA. RefSeq names its product protein phosphatase 2 catalytic subunit mts (gene mts). Gene Ontology annotation, molecular function: protein serine/threonine phosphatase activity. NCBI's taxonomy places the organism in Eukaryota, Metazoa, Arthropoda, Insecta, Diptera, Tephritidae. The record is from RefSeq and is a predicted model, not a curated record.